CCAAAUAAUACUGGCAACGGCCGGGUUUUGUUCGGCCGCCGACCCGAAGCCAAAGCAGUAGGUCUCUCUCUCUCUCUCUCGCUCUCUCUGUGUGGAGACUCGUCUCGUCGUCUGUCUCAGAGUUUUGCCGCUUCAGCUUUCGUUUUCGAUUUCGCGCUCCCUAAAAACUUGUUGGUGUCUCUCUUCCUCCAUAACAAAAACGGCGUUGCCUUUUCGAUCAUUCUUCUACGGCAUAGCUAGGCAAUGGCGUAUCAAGGAAAAGAGCUCAAGUCCACCUCCAUUAACGGUGUGAAGAUAUAUACCUAUGGUUCCCAGCAACGGUCUCGUGCCUCUUGGCUUCCUUCUAAGAAGCUCAACGACCAUCCCUCCUCUAAGAAGCUUCAACCUCUUCGCCGAAACAAAAAAUACUUGCAAGGGGAGGAAGCGAUCCAGGACCUGAUUCAGGACUUGAGAUUUGAAACUGCAACGAGCAAGGUCAAGGCUACUCCUGAUGGAGAAUUUCUAAUUGCAUCAGGUAUAUACCCACCGCAAGUCAAAGUAUAUGAGCUAAGGCAGCUGGCACUGAAAUUUGAAAGGCACUUGGAUUCGGAGAUAAUCGAUUUUCAGAUUCUGAGUGAUGAUUAUUCAAAGCUUGCAUUUCUAUGUGCUGAUCGUUCCGUUAAUUUACAUGCUAAAUAUGGAAAGCAUUACAGUUUGCGGAUCCCAAGAAUGGGAAGGGAUAUGGACUAUGAUUGCUGGUCUUGUGACUUGCUUUGUGCUGCCUCUUCGCCUGAUUUAUACAGAAUUAACUUAGAGCAGGGUCGAUUCCUCUCUUCUCUUAACACACAAUCUCCUGCCCUAAAUGUAGUUUCUAGAAGCAAAGUUCAUGGGUUAGUUGCUUGUGGUGGUGAUGAUGGGGCUGUUGAAUGUUUUGACAUGAGAACAAGAUCUUCAGUUGGUAGAAUUGAUGCAAUUGCACCUGCUGGUGAUAUUGAUCAUGAGGUUACUGCAUUAGAGUUUGAUGGAGAUGGGGGUUUCCUCAUGGCUGUUGGAAGUAGUGCAGGAAAGGUGCUGAUCUAUGACUUGCGUUCAUCUCAUCCUUUACGGGUUAAGGAUCACAUGUAUGAGAGUCCAAUACUGGAUAUUAAAUGGCAUCAGACACUUAAUUCUGAGAAGCCAAAGUUAAUUACGACUGACAAUCAUAUUGUUAGAAUAUGGGAUCCACAAACGGGAGAAGGCAUGACUAGCAUUGAGCCAACUGCUGGAGCAAUAAAUGAUAUUUGUGCAUACAGUGGAAGUGGGCUGAUAUUCCUGGCACUGGACUGCAGUCAGAUACCAUCUUACUUCAUUCCUGCUCUUGGACCUGCUCCCAAGUGGUGUGGUCACCUAGAGAAUUUAACAGAAGAUCUGGAGGAAGAUAAACAAACGACUAUAUAUGAUGAUUUCAAGUUUGUGACAAAAGAAGAUCUUGAGAGGUUGAAUUUGACUAACCUGAUUGGGACCAAUCUACUAAGAGCCUAUAUGCAUGGCUUUUUUAUUGAUUAUCGAUUGUAUAAGAAGGCUAAAUCGCAUUUUGCUGAUGAUGAAUACAUAGAGAAGAUGAAGAGAGAUAAAUUGGAAAAGGAAUUUGCCUCUCGCAUCACGAUUAAGAGGAAACUACCCAAAGUAAACCGUAGUCUUGCAGCUCGCAUUUUGGUUAAUGAAGAAGCAAAUGAGAAUAAAGAUACUGAUGGCAAUGAGAUCAAAAAGAAAUCCAAGAAGAAGGAGCUUAGCAGCGAGAUCUUCAAAGAUGAGCGAUUCGCAAAAAUGUUUGAGAAUAAGGACUUUGAAAUUGAUGAGUUAUCGCAAGAGUAUCUAUCUCUACACCCUGUGGCUUCUCAGAAGAAUCCAUCUUUGGUGGAAGAACAUUUUGAAGCUGUGAUGGAGAAUGGUAAUGAGAACUUAAGCGAUUCUGAUGCCUCUGCAAUAUCUGAGUCAUCUGAAGAUGAUAAGCCUUAUAAGAAGAGUAAAAUAGAAAAGAAGGAACAAGCACCAAGAUUGUAUGAAGUCAAGGAUGAGCGUCAUGCAGAGGCAUUCUGGAACCGUGUGUCACUUGCAAAGGAGGAUUCACUUCCACUGGGAGAGAGAGUGGCAGCUCUCAAAAAAGACCAGCGGGCAUCUGGUGUACCAAGGGAUGUCAAGGUGGGACCUGGUGGAUCACGAGAAAUUUCGUUUAGGUCAAGAAGCUCAGCCAAGUACAAAGAAGACGAGGAGGACAAAGAAACAGGGCAUAAAAGAAGGGGAGUCCAAUCAUUGGGGCUGAAAGAACAUAGGGGCGGCUUUGGAGGCAGAGGGAGGGGAGGUCAUCGGGGGAGGGGCAGAAGGGGCCGUCGGUGAAUGUUGUUUAUUUAUACUUCAGAAAGUCACAUUUGUCUGCUCUCUGGUCUAGCUUGUCCCAUCUCCACCGGUUGUGCAUUUUUGAGAGAAAAGAAUUGAAUAUUCAGGGAUGGGUAUACUAGGGAUCAGGAGAAUGAGAAUUUUGGCGCUUCUAAUCAUAUAUGAGUAGUUAAUCUUCUCUUUUAUAACUUAAUAGUUUGCGGAAAAGAGGCUCUUCCUUUUUCUUUUCUAUUGGGUGUGAAAGAAGAGGGUUUUUGAUGUAUCCUCUUAAAUGGUCAGUCAUAUUGGUACUCUAAAAACCCUGAAUAUUGUAUAUUUAAUUCCUUCAAUUUACAAAUAUGAUUUUUUUAACAGCA
Messenger RNA from Ziziphus jujuba (common jujube), 2711 nucleotides. RefSeq lists its product as uncharacterized. The transcript is spliced from 16 exons. The record is from RefSeq and is a predicted model, not a curated record. Gene Ontology annotation, molecular function: protein binding. Gene Ontology annotation, biological process: maturation of SSU-rRNA from tricistronic rRNA transcript (SSU-rRNA, 5.8S rRNA, LSU-rRNA). Gene Ontology annotation, cellular component: nucleus; nucleolus; 90S preribosome. NCBI's taxonomy places the organism in Eukaryota, Viridiplantae, Streptophyta, Magnoliopsida, Rosales, Rhamnaceae. Bases 244 to 2355 code for a protein of 703 amino acids.